AUGACUGCACCAAUCAACACGCCGUCGACAGGAGCAGCGAAGGAUGCUGCCUCGGCCAGGAAGCGCAGAAGAAGAGCCCCCGCCGGCGGGGCCGCAGACGACUGCUUUACUUGCGCCAAGCGGAAUGUGAAGUGUGAUCGGAGGAGACCGUAUUGCUCGCAGUGCUUGGAGAUUGGUAACGAGUGCUCUGGCUACAAGACGCAGCUCACAUGGGGUGUUGGCGUGGCCAGUCGGGGCAAGCUUCGCGGGUUGUCGCUGCCCAUUGCAAAGGCACCACCAGUCAACCAAGCCAAGACGAGCCUUUCCAGCAUCAAGUCACCAACGACCACGACACGCUCUCGGACGACCUCCAUCACUUCGAACGGUCAGUGGCCAACCGAGCAGGAUGAGCGGGCAGUUCGCGGCGACCUGGAAAUGGGCCACGGGCGGAGCCCCUCUAUCACGAUACCUCCUUUUCACCACCACCCUUACGACAUGUCGCACAUGUCUCCUACCGAAUCCGCGCCGCCGGGAUGGACUCACAUUCCCUUCUCGUCCAGCAUGCCCCCAGUAGAUGGUCCGAGGUUUCCUCCACCACGCAGUCUUCACAUUCCUGUGUCGACUCCUGGUGACAUGAUGAUGCACCGGGAAAUGAUCCACACUCCCCUGGACACCAUGAGCGAGGUUGACUACAUGUCUCCCAUUGCUCACUCGUUUCCGAGAGACGACGUGCCGCAAUACAUCCACAGCCCUAUUGUCUACGACGGAUUCCACAAUCACGGGUCGCCCGUUCCACAGAGCCCAACAGGUGGCAUCAUGAUUGAGCAGCCCCGGGCACCAACCUCUUGCCCCAGCCUCGUAUAUGGUCCAUCAGAACCCGCUUCGAGUCUUCAAUCUCACAUGUCUCAUGUAGAGUCCUUGGAAGCCCAGCUCAGUCGCAAGCUCCCACAUGAAUGCGACGUCAUGGCUCCUGGCACGCCUGACUUGGACACGUACGGAAGCAGUGUCCAGUCUCACCACGGCUCUUUCUGGGCCCCCUCGAACGCGGAUGAGGAUUCGCUCUCCUGCAGCGUCAAUGAAAGGACCCAAGCCCCCUGGGCGAACUCAUAUCCUUCACAGUCACCAUCACCCGUCUUGCAGAUGAGCCCAGAUCUCGCCACUAAGAUGCCAUUCUUCAUCGACUACUACGAGAAGUCCAUGUGCCCUAGCAUGGUGUUUAUCGAUGGCCCCAACAAUCCCUUCCGAGAGCAUAUUCUUGGCCUUGCCAACAGCAGCCGGAGCUUGCAGCACGCCAUCUGCGCGCUGGCCGCCUGCAACCUCAGGAUGAAGCGCAAACUCAGUCUCGGUCAACACAGUUUCGACAUGAGAGAGAAGAGUCCCGUGGAGAGCCCCUCGGAUGGGCAAGAUCAGUCAUUGACUGAAGAAUACCAACACAGAAACUUGGCAGUACGGUUACUUGACGAGCAGCUCAACGACGCGGAAAAGUCAACACAGGACUCCGUUUUGGCCACCAUCUUGUUGCUCUGCCACUACAGAAUGGCCGAGUCAGGGGUUGCCAAGUUUCACACACAGUUUGCCGGAGUCAAGAAGAUUCUGGGCAUGCGCCGGAUGUCUCCUUACCCACCAUCAAGAGACUCGGCCUGGAUGGAGGCGCUCUUCACAUACUUUGAUGCCAUCUCCGCCAGUGUUAACGACAGAGAAGCCCAGCUCAACACGAGCUUUUACGGUGUUCUCCCUGAUGCACAGCUCCUCCCACCCGGAGCUGAGAACCUCGUCGGCUGCGACCGCGAGCUCUUCAGGACCAUUAUCAAACUUGGCCGACUUAACUUGCUUUCUCAGCAGCGGCCAGUCCAGAACCUCCUCGCCUCCUCGCCACUCCCCCGGGCAAAUGAUACCUCGCGUGCCGUCUCCCCGCUCGGUGCGCCAUUCAAGUCAUCUCCCCUCCUCAGCGGCCCCGACCACCACCACAGCCUCUUUGGCGGCCUUCCCCACCCCAUCAACAGCAGCGUCCGCUUCGACGGCAACGGGUUUGGCUCCACCCUCGACGACAAUGACCAUCUCGGCGCCAACUCGAUGCAAUCACCCUCCUCCGCCUACGAUGACCACCGCAGCGCCUUCUGGCGCGAGUGGAAAGAGGCCCGCAUCGCCCUCCAAACCUGGGAAUUCGACUCCAACCGCGUCCGGGCCUCGCUCACCGGCCCGCCGCUCCCGCUUCCAUCCCUCUCUUCCUCUCCCACAUCCCCAGGAGUAGGAAUGGGAGUUGGCGCUGGUGUCAAUGGCACCACCCCACCCCCGACCGCGACUCAGAUCCGGGAUCUCAACUCCCUCUCCGAAGCCUUCCGGUAUGCCGCGCUCUUGUACACCGAGCGUCUUGCCAGCCCUCACUCCCCCUCCACCCACAACAACUUCCGCAACUUGGUUUCUCAGGUGGUCUACUACGCCACCAGCCUCGAAGCGGGUUCCUCCGCGGAGAAGUUUCUGCUCUGGCCGCUUUUUGUUGCGGGAAGCGAGUGCGUCAAUGAGCUGCAGCAGAAUAUUGUCCGGUCCAAGUGCAGGGAGAUUAUGAACCGGAGCGGGUACAUGAACAACCUUGCCGCGUUGGAAGUGCUUGAGCGGCUCUGGGCUGGGGAGGGGGUGCAAGUCAAGGAUGAGUACAACAGGAUGAGGCCGGGCACGGCGGGGCAGCAGCAGAGGGGCGGGCCGUUUAAUUGGAUCAAGUGUAUUGGGGGAAAUCAGGAGGUGGAGUGGAUUAUGUUUUGA
Messenger RNA from Podospora anserina S mat+, 2739 nucleotides. RefSeq lists its product as uncharacterized. The transcript has 2 exons. Bases 1 to 2739 code for a protein of 912 amino acids. Gene Ontology annotation, molecular function: DNA-binding transcription factor activity, RNA polymerase II-specific; zinc ion binding. The record is from RefSeq and is a predicted model, not a curated record. Lineage: Eukaryota; Fungi; Ascomycota; Sordariomycetes; Sordariales; Podosporaceae. Gene Ontology annotation, biological process: regulation of DNA-templated transcription.